Molecule: messenger RNA, 928 nt
Organism: Phalaenopsis equestris
Lineage: Eukaryota; Viridiplantae; Streptophyta; Magnoliopsida; Asparagales; Orchidaceae
Product: probable WRKY transcription factor 70
Exons: 3
Coding region: 47-847 (266 amino acids)
Biological process (GO): regulation of DNA-templated transcription
Molecular function (GO): DNA-binding transcription factor activity; sequence-specific DNA binding
Source: RefSeq, a predicted model, not a curated record
CUCCAUCUUCCAAACUCCUUCGCCCACAAGCUUUCUUCACAGAUUCAUGGAGAAAAUAGCUCUGAAUCACUCUUCAUCCGCUAUCAACAGCCUCAGCAGUGGCUUCGAGGGCUUGACGAAGCUCCGAGUUCUCUUCCUCGCCUCUUCUCAGUCCAAACCAACCUCCAAAACUCUGGCAAUCGGUCUCCUUGACAAAGCUCUUAGCUGCAUCACCUCUGCUCUGUCCGAGCUCCAGGCCAUCUCUCCCAGUUCCAUGAAUGCUGCUGCAGCCCCAGCCAUCGAAGAUAGAAAUUUUGUUACUGAUCCUAAGAAAAGGAAGAAGACACAGUCAUGGACGAUUUCGACCUCGGUGCCUCACUUUGAUGGACAUCAAUGGCGAAAGUAUGGGCAGAAGCGAAUUCUCAACUCAAUGUAUCCUAGAAGCUACUACAAGUGCACUCACCACAAAGACCAGGGCUGCCCAGCAACAAAAACUAUUCAGCAAAAAGAAGAAAAAUUCUUCAAACCUCCAAAGUAUACGGUCAGCUACAACAUGCAACAUACUUGCAAACCCAAGGAGACUCAGGAGAUUCCUUUUGUCAUGGAUUCAUCAGCCAUUACUAAUACUUCAUGUAGCACCAAUAUAGUUUCUUCCACUUACAGCUCCAAUGAGAUAUUGCCUUUACAAGUAGAAGAAAUGGAGCAGGAUUGUCUGAUGGAAUCCAUGCUUCUUUCUUCUGAGCCAAGAGAAGAGGUAAAUGCCACUCAUGAGGACUUACUAAGGUCUUCAUUGGCAGCUUUGGAUUUUGAUUGGGGGUGGCAUGAUGAGCUCAUUGCUUUUGAAGCAUUUGGCAAUGUCAUGCUUUGAAUCACAAGGAAUGAAAUUAUUAUUAAUAAUGUAUGGCUCACACAUUAAAAAUCAAGUGUGGCGCCAUAGCUUGGACAGUUU